AAGCUGGACCACAUCUGUACUCGAAAUCCCAAGAAAUAUCUCGUCUUCCUGGGCCCCACUUGUCUUCUGUUCCCCCGCCAAACCAUCAUAACUGCCGUCUACAAAUCGCAUUAUGGUGUGUGCGUGUGUGUGUGUGUUAGAUUUUUCUUGUUGGACAAGUAUUUGCAGAGAAAACUCGAACAUAAUGUCAUUGGAGUUGAGGAAGAUGUGGGGCAACGACAAACCUCCACCGCCUUACGCGUAUUUCUUGAUUUUUUUUUCGGGGGUUUGGUUUUCAGUCGGCGAUAGGUAUAUAUAUUCAGGCAAGCCCUCAUAUCGCCGACCAUUUUUUCUCGAACCAAAGAUUUUUCAGCUUCUUGCAGAAACCCACCUGGAUUAACUCUCUGUUUCAGCUCCAAAUCGCGUAGAAAACCUCGUUCAAUCACUAAUUAAUCACUCUCGCAGUGCGGGGAGUUGUAAUGGACUCUGAUGAUAGUGGGAAUCAGUAUCCUCAACCUCCACCUCCGCGGCCGCCCUUUUCUUUCGGAGGCGAGCCUGAAGCAACUCCCAUACGACCGCCAUCGCCAUAUACGACGGUGCCUCCAACUCCGCCGUCUUUCGCUUUGUCGCUGUCGACGGCGUCUCCAUUUCCCGAGCCGCGGCCUCUUUCUCCUUUCAUUAGUUUCGAUUCUUUUGAAACCCGAUUUGAAUCCAAAGCCGUGUUGGGAAAUGAGCCGGGGAGCGCAGCGGCGGCCGGGGAGAGUUUAAUGGGCAUUCCGCAGCCUUUGGAGUCCUUGUAUGAGACUCCAAUUCCACCAUUCUUGUCCAAAACUUUUGAUUUGGUGGAUGACCCUUCAUUGGAUGCGACAAUUUCUUGGGGUGCGAAGGGCAAUAGCUUUGUGGUGUGGGAUCCUUUAGAGUUUUCGAGGAUGAUAUUGCCAAGGAAUUUCAAGCACAACAAUUUCUCAAGCUUUGUUCGUCAGCUCAAUACAUAUGGAUUUCGCAAAAUUGAUACAGAUAAGUGGGAGUUUGCAAAUGAAGGAUUCAUAAGGGGGCAGAGGCAUCUGUUGAAAAAUAUCCAAAGGCGGAAAGCACCUCAUUCCCAACAGAUUGGAAGCUCGUCUGGGUCAUCCAAUGAGGCAGCCAAGGCUGCAAUGGAAGGUGAAAUUGAACUUCUGAGGAAAGAAAGAAGUUCAAUGAUGCAGGAAGUAGUUGAGUUGCAGCAUCAGCAGCGUGGUACCUUUCAGCAUAUGGAAAUGGUUAAUGCGAAGCUCCAGGCAGCAGAGAAACGGCAGAAGCAGAUGGUUUCAUUCUUGGGGAAAAUUUUUCAGAACCCAUCAUUUUUAGCUCGUCUUCAGGAGACGGGGGAGCAAAAGGGCAUUACCUCUCCAAGAGCAACGCGAAAAUUUGUGAAACAUCAAGCCCAUGAAGCAGGAUCAUCUGGUUCCCCCAAGGGGCAGAUUGUGAGGUACCGGCAUGAGUUUGGGAGUAGCCAUACUAUGCCCUUUGCACCCCUCGACUCUGUUCCAGUCACAGGCAAACAACUUGAUAUUCAUACCUCGCAAGAUACGGGAGACAACCCAGAUUUUGGUACUGAAAACUUGCAUUUUCAGGUUGAAGAUAUCGCACAAGAUGAAUUGGCGAUGUUGCAUGACUUCAUUAGUACCCCAGAGCAGGCUGAACCAGUUCCGACCCUAGCGACCAUAGAUCCGCAUCUUAAAGGAAAGGGUAUUGUGGAUCCUCAGCCAGUCUCCAUGCCCGAGUAUUUCGUCUCUUUUCCUGAGGACUUGAUGAAGGAGAAGAGUGGUCAUGAACUCUCAAUAUCUGGAAUUGAAGGUAUGGUCAUGGAAGAUAGUUUCUGGGGCACGGGUUUUGGAGCCAGUGCUGGUAUGUCCAGUUCCACCACCGAGUUAUGGAGUACUAUUAACAGCUUUGAUGAACCAGAAUUAGGUGCACUAUCUGAUGUCUGGGACAUAGGUUCACUGCGGCCAGCAGAAAGUUCAGGCAUUGGGAUUAGGCCGGAUGAAGAAUCCCCUUCGAUAGAGAAUCAAGAUACCCAGCAUAGGGACGAUAGUUCCAAUAAGAGGGAUCAAUAGGGCUUCUCUUUGCUGCCCGUUGGAUCCUAGUAUAGUUGGAUUGAUUGCAUGCUAAUAUAAACUAGGAUGCUAUUCAUUAUAUAUUCAUUUUUCAUUUGAUCAUCUAUUUCCAUUACCUUUCCCAAUUUCCUUCCUUGCUAUAAUCAUUCUUGUCCAUUUGCUUUGUUGACUAGUAUGACCUUA
Sesamum indicum (sesame) is the source of this 2258-nucleotide messenger RNA. Its product is annotated as heat stress transcription factor A-3-like. Gene Ontology annotation, cellular component: nucleus. Gene Ontology annotation, biological process: cellular response to heat; regulation of transcription by RNA polymerase II. The record is from RefSeq and is a predicted model, not a curated record. Lineage: Eukaryota; Viridiplantae; Streptophyta; Magnoliopsida; Lamiales; Pedaliaceae. Gene Ontology annotation, molecular function: RNA polymerase II cis-regulatory region sequence-specific DNA binding; DNA-binding transcription factor activity.